GAUAACGCACCCUACCAUAGUGUUCAAAUAAAUAAGCCGCCAACAAUGAAUAAUCGUAAGGAGGUGAUACGAUCUUGGUUAGAAUCAAACAACAUUAGUACGACAGAUGACAUGCGGAAGGCCGAGUUGUUAAUGUUAGUAAAGAACAUUUCUCACAGCAAGACAUAUUAUGUAGACGAACUACUCAAACAACAUCAACACACCGUUGUACGAUUGCCACCAUAUCACUGUGAGCUUAAUCCAAUCGAGCUAAUUUGGAGUACUAUGAAGAGGAAAGUAGCAAUGAAUAAUGUCGGGCAAAGUAAUAGUAAUAUUGUUCAAUUGGUAAAAAAUGCUUGUGCUGAAAUUACGCAACAGGAAUGGGAAAAGCAUUGCAUUCAUGUGAAACAUAUUGCAGAACAAAUGUGGGAAGCUGAUUAUUUAACAGAGGAAUUUAUUGAGAGCGUAGAAUUUGUUGUGAACACCGGGAGUUCUGAUGAGGAUGAGUUGUCAAGUGAUGAUAAUGAAUGAAAAAAGUUAAAGGUUGUGUGUUAAUUUAGUCAAUGUGAGUGUUAUUAAUUUCAAUAUGAUUGUU
This is a messenger RNA of Photinus pyralis (common eastern firefly), 574 nucleotides long. RefSeq lists its product as uncharacterized. The record is from RefSeq and is a predicted model, not a curated record. The transcript has a single exon. Bases 46 to 510 code for a protein of 154 amino acids. NCBI's taxonomy places the organism in Eukaryota, Metazoa, Arthropoda, Insecta, Coleoptera, Lampyridae. Gene Ontology annotation, molecular function: nucleic acid binding.